Alnus glutinosa is the source of this 622-nucleotide messenger RNA. RefSeq lists its product as uncharacterized. Bases 86 to 607 code for a protein of 173 amino acids. The record is from RefSeq and is a predicted model, not a curated record. NCBI's taxonomy places the organism in Eukaryota, Viridiplantae, Streptophyta, Magnoliopsida, Fagales, Betulaceae. The transcript is spliced from 2 exons.
ACAAACAUUAAACAAACAAGCACUUUAUUUGCUGUAAUCAAAUAACAUAUUUCGUUUCAGACUGUUAACUCACGUACAGAGGAAUAUGGACAAGUCGUGGAUGUCAGCACCUAGGGGUACGACACAGUAUAACGACGGGUGUAGAGCGUUCGUGGCAUUCGCCGUUCGUAACUGUAGGGCUGCUGAUGGCAAAAUUUACUGCCCAUGUAAGUACUGCCGGAAUAACCAGCGGCACCCCCCAGAUUACGUUCUUGCCCACCUGACAGGGGGGAACGGAAUGUCCACGGGAUACGGUUUCUGGUAUAUGAACGGUGAGACUACCCUAAACCCUGCUGCUCCUGUUCGGGGUCACGACCAUCCCAGUGUCACAGAUACGGCUGCCCGUGGCAUUGAACAUGUAGAAGUCACAGAACAAGGCGGAGACCUGGAACAAGGUAAUGCGACAACGAUUGGUCCGGUGUCGCCUGUUGGACAAUUGCUGAGCCAACAAUCCCCUCUCUGGACUCCAUCGCCCAUUACACCAUCUCUUGCGGGACAAUCGCCGGUUGGCGAGUUCACGCCCGGGACUGCACCUCGUGAUCUGCAGCGACGUCCUCCAGAUUUGUAGAUAUUUUGUGUUUUU